Molecule: messenger RNA, 1386 nt
Organism: Aureobasidium melanogenum CBS 110374
Lineage: Eukaryota; Fungi; Ascomycota; Dothideomycetes; Dothideales; Saccotheciaceae
Product: UPF0075 family protein
Exons: 2
Coding region: 1-1386 (461 amino acids)
Biological process (GO): amino sugar metabolic process; peptidoglycan turnover
Molecular function (GO): phosphotransferase activity, alcohol group as acceptor; ATP binding
Source: RefSeq, a predicted model, not a curated record
AUGACGAACGCCGAAGGCAGAUAUGAAGAGAACGGAUGCACCAAUGGCACCACGAACGGUGUCAGUGGUCUUCGUCAGAGUCGAGCAAAUGGAUUCCUGGACAUUACCGUGCUUGGAAUGAACAGCGGAACGGCAAUGGAUGGCAUCGACUGCGCCUUAGUCCGCUAUCGACAGUCAUCUCCAAAGGCUGCUCUUCAUAUGGAGAUUCUGCAGUAUGAUGAGAUGCCGGUACCCCAAUGGAUCAAGAAGCCCAUUCUCCGUAUGCUUCGCGAGACCAACACGACGCCUUCGUUGAUGUCGCAACUCAACGUACAAUUGGGUAAAAUGUUUGGUCAGGCAGUGCUUGAAUUUUGCGAGAAGUGGAACAUCGACCGCAGCAGCAUAGACCUGAUCGGUUCGCAUGGCCAAACGAUCUGGCUUCUAUCAAUGCCAAAGGAGGGAGAGACCCAAUCAGCCUUCUGUCUAGGCGAAGGAACAGUCAUAUCUGGCAUCACGGGCAUCACGACAGUCACAGAUUUCAGGAUGGCUGAGCAAGCGGUCGGCCGUCAAGGUGCACCUUUGGUAGCCCUCAUCGAUGGGUUGUUGCUUCACCAUCCAUCAAAGCUUCGAAUCUGUCAGAACAUCGGCGGCAUCGCGAAUCUCUGCAUCAUUCCGCCCGAUUCUGAAGGUGGCGUCGAUGCCAUGAUUGACUGGGACUGUGGACCAGGCAAUAUGUUCAUCGACGCUGCGAUGCGGUUCUUCACCGAAGGCGAAAUGGAGUAUGAUCGUGAUGGUGAGUGGGGUGCCCGAGGAACUGUGAACCAAGCCAUUGUCGAUCGAUUCCUCGCGACAAAUGAGUACUGCAACCACACACCUCCGAAGACCACCGGACGUGAGACUUUUGGCGACGGCGAAGCCCAGCAGCUGAUCGACGAGUGUCUCGCACAAGGGAUGACUAAGUACGACACGGUAGCGACAAUCACACGGAUCACCGGCCAGAACAUCAUCAAACAGUAUCGAGCCUUCCCGCAAUUGUUUUCCAGAGCGGACGACAUCGACGAGAUAUACAUGUGUGGUGGUGGUGCUAGGAACCCAAAUAUCAUCAGCUACCUCAAAGAGCAGUUGCCGCAUACGCAGAUCAAGAAGCUUGACGAGACAGGCGUGCCUUCAGAUGCCAAGGAGGCAGUCUCGUUCGCGCAGCAGGCACUGGAAGCUAUACUCGGCCGUGCAGCUCUUGUACCAAUCAACAGCGACACGCUGACACCAAACACGAUCUCCGGAAAGAUUGCCCCGGGACUGAAGUGGCGAGAGCUCAUGGCGCAAGCGAUUGCAUUCGGUCAUGGGAAGGAGCUGCCAACGGUCAAGGAGAUGAUUGUUGAUAGCGCAUAUACCAAGUGGAAGCCUUGA